CGUGGUAUCUCUAGAUUUAUAAGUACUUGAAACGACAAAUAAAGAAUUGUCAAAAUCAAAUUUACUAGAAAUUAGCGUAUGUACUGCUAAAUUAUUUUAUACACUGUAAUAAUUACUUAUAAUGUAAGAAAAAUUGUUUAUUGAAGUAUCUAAAUAAAAUUUGGAAUCUAGAACAUUCGUAAAAAAUAAUUAACUUUACUGCAAUUUAAUCUAUAGUAGUCACAACAAUGGAUUCCGGUGAAUCGCAAGUAUCUGAGUAUCAGAACAGAAGAUGGAUGAAUAUAAGGAAACUCUUGGAAAGAUCUGGCCCAUUCUGCCAUCCUGAUUUUGAACCUUCGGCAGAGAUUCUUGACUUUAUUAUGAAUUCUUGCAAAGUCCUAGUAGUGGGAGCUGGAGGACUUGGCUGUGAACUAUUGAAAGAUCUCGCCCUAAUGGGGUUUAAAAAAAUACAUAUUGUAGACAUGGACACUAUUGAACUUUCCAACUUGAACAGACAAUUUUUGUUUAGAAAAAAUGAUAUUGGGUUGUCCAAAGCAAAGUGUGCUGUUGAGUUCGUUAAUAAGAGAAUUCCGGGCUGUGAAGCUGUUGCUCAUCACUGCACUAUUCAAAGCUUGGAUGAGGGUUUCUACAGACAAUUUCACAUUAUUGUAUGUGGUUUGGAUUCAAUUGUAGCAAGAAGAUGGUUAAAUGGGAUGCUUGUAUCGCUUCUGGAAUACAAUGAUGAUAGAAGUUUGGAUCAAAGCAGCGUAAUACCGAUGGUUGAUGGAGGCACCGAGGGAUUCAAGGGUAAUGCUAGAGUGAUAUUGCCAGGAAUGAGUGCUUGUAUUGAGUGCACUCUUGAUCUGUACCCUCCACAGAAGACUUACCCGCUUUGCACUAUUGCCAACACACCAAGAUUACCGGAACAUUGUAUUGAAUAUGUUAAAGUAAUACAAUGGGCGAAAGAGAAUCCUUGGGGUAGUGGCACAGCGUUGGACGGAGACGAUCCUCAACAUGUGGCAUGGGUAUACGAGAAGGCCCAAGAGAGGGCCAUGAAACAUGGUAUCGCUAAUGUCACAUAUAGACUAACUCAAGGUGUACUGAAGAAUAUUAUACCAGCUGUUGCUAGCACUAACGCCGCUAUAGCAGCUGCGUGUGCCACAGAGGUAUUCAAAUUAGCUUCAUCCUGCUGUGUGAAUAUGAACAACUAUAUGAUUCUCAACAUGGCUGAUGGUGUAUACACCUACACGUUUAGUGCUGAAAAGAGACAAGACUGCAUAGCAUGCAGCAAUACCCCUCAUGUCAUGGAAAUUGAAUCUAAUGCUACCCUCCAGGUUAUUUAUGAUAAGCUUUGUGAAGAUCAAGGAUAUAUGAUGAAGAGUCCAGGUAUAACAACUGUAAUAAAUGGCCGUAACAAAACCCUGUACAUGUCGUCAAUUAAGAGUAUUGAAGAGAGGACCAGAGAUAAUUUGAAGAAGAAGGUCACAGAAAUGGGUUUAUAUAAUGGAGCCGAUAUACUUGUGGCCGAUGUUACAACACCAAGUACUAUAACAAUCAAGUUAAAAUUAAUUGAAAAUGAAGAUGUUGAAAUGUCUCGAUGAAACCGGAGAUAUAAAAU
Manduca sexta (tobacco hornworm) is the source of this 1597-nucleotide messenger RNA. RefSeq names its product NEDD8-activating enzyme E1 catalytic subunit (gene Uba3). The record is from RefSeq and is a predicted model, not a curated record. Gene Ontology annotation, cellular component: cytoplasm; nucleus. Lineage: Eukaryota; Metazoa; Arthropoda; Insecta; Lepidoptera; Sphingidae. The transcript is spliced from 7 exons. The coding region runs from base 228 to 1580 and encodes 450 amino acids. Gene Ontology annotation, biological process: protein neddylation. Gene Ontology annotation, molecular function: NEDD8 activating enzyme activity.